GAAAACGCUCUUUUUUAUUUUCAAAAUUUUAAUGCGUAUCUUAUUAAUAACCCUUUAUGUAUUUUUUCUAACAUACAAUUUAAAUGUUUCAGGUUCUUCCGAACUAUUUCAUUGUAACGAAGCGGUGUGUGCUAGCCUGGUCAGCAAAUGCAUGCUGAUAAAAUCGUGUGGUUGUGAUAUUCACAAUAACUGCACUUGUUGCAAAGAUUGUUACAAAUGUCUUCAAAAUUUAUACACUGAAUGUUGCUCCUGUGUUGGAAUGUGCCCUGAAUCAAUUGCUGAUGCUCAAAAACGAUCAUUAAAAAGUUCAAUUGAAGAUCUGCCUACAUCAAUUCAUCAACUUUUUGAUGUUUUGACUGAAAAAGAAGAUUCCUUACAUAGAUGGUCUAUGUAUAGCUAUCCCAUUUAUGAAGAUCUUGAAAUAUUAACACCAGAUUGGCAGAAAUUUAAAAAACAAAUUGGCACAUUUCAGAUCAGUGAAGAAGAUACUCCAACUGGUUUAGCGAAAGAUAAUAACGAAGAUGCAAAUGCCGUGAAUUGUACCAUACUUUACAUGUCCGAAUGCAUGUCCAUGCAUAAGUGCAGAAUGACGUGUUACUCGAUGGGAGCAUCCAAGUACCGAUGGUUUCACGACGCUUGUUGCCAAUGUGUUGGAAACACCUGUUUGAGCUACGGUAAAAAUGAAAGUAAAUGCCAGAAUUGUCCCAAGACCAAAGUCAAGGAGGAAGAACCUGAAAGUUAUGAAAUUGAUGACGAAUUAUAACCUAUUCGUGUUUGUAAUUAAAAAAAAUAUGUGUAAUCAUGCUCAAUCAUUUUUAUUCGCAUUUAAUUAUAUGAUCUCGAUUUAUAAUAGCAUUUUAAAGUGAAUUUUAUAAACAACUCAACCCGUAUUUGACUUCGGUGUAUAUAUAUAUAUGCUGUUAAGUGUCAUUUUGUGGUUUGCACAUUAAUUAAAUAAUUACAUUGAUGUACACUCAUAUAAUGGUAGAUAAAGACAAUUAGUUGACGUGCAAACAACAAAAUGGCAUUACAGCUGAAUCCUAUGUAUGAACACAUUUAAUAAAUGAAUAGCUAAACUAAUAAUAUAUUUAAUCAUUGAUUGACUAUAGCCAUUAGCCAGGCUAUUUCCUUUCUUUAGGUAAUGUAAAUCUUUUUGAUAAAUUAUACUAUUGAAUAAUUCUGCUUUUUUUUAAAUUUUGU
Messenger RNA from Gordionus sp. m RMFG-2023, 1200 nucleotides. RefSeq names its product twisted gastrulation protein homolog 1-A-like. Lineage: Eukaryota; Metazoa; Nematomorpha; Gordioida; Chordodea; Parachordodidae. The record is from RefSeq and is a predicted model, not a curated record. Gene Ontology annotation, biological process: regulation of BMP signaling pathway. Bases 32 to 763 code for a protein of 243 amino acids. The transcript has 6 exons.